Molecule: messenger RNA, 809 nt
Organism: Caenorhabditis angaria
Lineage: Eukaryota; Metazoa; Nematoda; Chromadorea; Rhabditida; Rhabditidae
Source: the annotation of a GenBank genome assembly
AUGCCGUAUUUGUACAUCAUUGGUUGUGCCGUUGUAUUGAUGAUCAUGAUUGCAUUUCGUCUAUGCGUUCGUGUUAGAAACGUGUCUAGGUGAGUUAAAAUUCUCUCCCAAAGCUCCAAAAAACUUAACAUUACAGAGACUUGGUUUCUCCACCUGAAAGACGAAUCGAUUUUAACACUCUGAAUAAUCCUUAUCGCCGGGAAGACCAAUACGUUGACGAAAUUUUGAAGGAGAUUCGUACAUGGACUCACUAUUUAACGCAUGAAGAUGAUGUGGUUGUGAAUCGAGAAUUACAAGAUGUUCAAGAAGUUCACGGAACAUUGUCUGAAUUCACUGAAACUUCUCAACAUAGUUUAUGGUUUGCUAUGGACAAUCAAGGUAAUCGAGGAAAAUCAAGAAUUUCUGUUGAAACUAUCAGUAUCGAUAGUUCUCAUGAUGUUAAGGCUGGAGAAUGGAAUACUGAUGACAUUUUUAUAGUUGAAACUUCUGUUGCCCAAGGUGAGUUUCUAAAAAAGGUUUCUGCGAUUUUCAAAUGUCAAAGUUUUUUAUUUGAAUCUUAACCGAAAAAGUUGUUUUUGAAAUAAAAAAAGUAGAAUUCUUAUGAAAAUUCGGUAUGAUCUCCAUUUUUUCUUUCUCUAGAUUAUGAUUCUGCUGGCCAACCUCUUACUGAAAAUAAAGAUACUCAAGGUGUCUCUAUUCAAUAUUUUGCAGAUAAUCCUUCUACCAGUGCAGUCGUUCAAGAUCAAAACCAUGACGUCUGUUGUUCAGCAUCUGUCGCUUUUGACGAAACCCAUGAUACUGUUUUAUAA